Molecule: messenger RNA, 1461 nt
Organism: Acaromyces ingoldii
Lineage: Eukaryota; Fungi; Basidiomycota; Exobasidiomycetes; Exobasidiales; Cryptobasidiaceae
Product: glycine cleavage system T protein
Exons: 4
Coding region: 21-1316 (431 amino acids)
Biological process (GO): glycine catabolic process
Cellular component (GO): mitochondrion
Molecular function (GO): protein binding; aminomethyltransferase activity
Source: RefSeq, a predicted model, not a curated record
AAGAGAUGGUUGUGCCCACGAUGCUCGUGCCUGCCUCGCGGGCUGUCCUCGCCUCCAGAGCAGCCGGCACCCGCGCUGCGCUGCGCUUGGCAGCGGCGGCUCCGGCCCCGGCUUCAGCUCCCCGGGUGGCCCCAAUUGCAGCAUGUGUCCCCCAAGCGAUGAAGCUGUUCCACACCGUCUCGCCGCGGCAGAGCAAUGCACGCACGGGCCUGUACGACUUCCACGUCGCAAACGGCGGCAAGAUGGUCUCGUUUGGCGGCUACGACAUGCCGCUGAGCUACGGCGACGUGGGCCAAGUGGCGAGCCACCACCAUGUGCGCAACGAGUGCGGCCUCUUUGACGUCGGACACAUGGUCCAGCAUCGGUUCAAGGGCCCCGGCAGCCUCGCUUUUCUCGAGUCGCUCGUGCCCACCUCGCUCGCGCCGCUCGGACCUUACUCGUCGUCGCUCUCGGUCCUCCUCAACGACGAAGGCGGCAUCCUCGACGAUCUCAUCAUCUCCAAGCAGGCAGACGAGGCCGAGUGGUACGUCGUCACGAAUGCCGGACGGCGCACCGAGGACCUGGCCCACCUCGCGGCCAAGCUCAAGGCGUGGAGGGGCGAGGCCGUCGACCAUGAGAUCCUCGAUGGGUGGGGCCUCGUCGCACUCCAGGGACCAAAGGCGGCCCAGGUGCUGGAGAAGCACACGAGCGCAGACCUCAAGGCGCUGACGUUUGGCAAGAGCGUCGUCGCCGAUGUCGACGGCGUCCAGUGCCACAUUGCCCGCGGCGGCUACACGGGCGAAGACGGCUUCGAGAUCUCGAUCCCGCCAGCGUCGACGGAAAUGGUGACGGCUGCACUCGUCGCGACGGAGCCCGUGCAGCUGGCCGGCCUCGCCGCGCGUGACAGCCUGCGCCUCGAGGCAGGCAUGUGCCUCUACGGCCACGACCUCGACGAGAGCAUCUCGCCCAUCGAGGCCGGCCUCGCCUGGGUCGUGUCCAAGGACCGCCGUGCGCGCGCCGACUUCCCUGGCGCCCAGCGUAUUCUUGACGAGCUCAAGCAGGGCCCGCCCCGCCGUCGCGUCGGCCUCGUGAUUGAAAAGGCACCCGCGCGCGAGGGCGCAGAGGUCGUCUCGGCCUCGCAGGCCGAACCAGAGACGCUGGGCGUCGUCACGAGCGGCAUUCCCUCGCCCACGCUGGGCCAGAACAUUGCCAUGGCCUACGUCAAGAACGGCCACCACAAAAAGGGGACAGAGGUCAUGGUCCAGGUCCGGAAACAGCUCAGACAGGCAAAAGUCACGGGCAUGCCAUUUGUGCCGAGCAAGUUCUACAGAGGGUGAACUGGAGUUGCAAUCAGAUUUCAGAGAGACUCUAGGUCAGAUGCAUGAUUUGUUGUGAAGAUGCCAUCCUCAUUUGUGAAGUUGGCGAAGGCACAGAAUGUGUUUGGUCACUUCAAUUGAGCGCGCCGAGGAGAAUCGCUUCGAC